GGCUUCCUGGAAAGUGACGCAGAAACGUGGCUUGCAUACUAGUCAACGAUUUGCGCCCCUGUCAUUCUCUCCUUUUCUGGUACAUUCGAAGACGAGUGUUACUUUGAUCGUAUUUUUGUCGGAAUACAGCCGCCAACCUGUAUUCACCACUCUUCGUUCGCUUUUGUGCUCGCAAACAUAAUCUCCCUAUCUCUGCCAAAAGGUUAGCGAAACGCCGACGAGAACGUAUCGAGUCCGCUCUACAGACUCGCAAAAUGGCCACCGCUCCACCCCAAGCCAGACCUGAACCAGGUCAGUGGAAAAAGAACCUUUCGCAUCAUCUUAUUUGUCCCGAGUGCAAGGAGGUCCCGCCCAAUCUGGAGUUUCCCGGGUCGCAUGAAACUGUAUGCGGGUCUUGUGGUUUAGUGCUCGCUGAUCGGGAAAUUGAUAUGCAUUCUGAAUGGCGUACUUUCUCCAACGAUGAUCAGAACAACGACGAUCCAUCUCGUGUCGGUGACGCUUCAAACCCUUUGCUUAACGGUGACCAACUGGAGACCCAAAUUGCAAGUGGAGGCUCUGGCCGUGCUCGUGACCUGUAUCGUGCUCAGAACAAGCAGUCGAGCGAGAAGGCGAACAAGUCUCUUCUGGCUGCUUACAAAGAGAUCGGUGCUUUAUGCGAUGGAUUUAGCAUUCAGAAGAAUGUCGCCGAUACCGCCAAAUAUCUUUUCAAGAUAGUCGAUGAUGCGAAGGCCUUCAAAGGAAAGUCCCAAGAUGUGAUCAUUGCGGGUUGUAUUUUCAUCGCUUGCCGUCAAUGCAAGGUACCUCGUACCUUCACCGAAAUCUUCGCUGUUACGAAAGUGUCGAGGAAGGAAAUUGGCCGAAUCUACAAGGCGCUGGAGAAGUUUUUCACGGCACAAAACCUUGAAAGAAACAACGCCGUGGUGUCAAACGGUGGAGUCCCAGAUCCCAACGACACGUACACUGCAACAACUUCCACCAAACCCAGCGACCUGUGCAACCGUUUCUGCAAUCUACUGGAUUUGCCCUUCCAAGUUACUAGUGUUUCUUCUGCACUCUCUGACCGUGUCACAACCAUGGGAGACCUGGCCGGCCGAUCUCCUUUGUCCAUCGUUGCGGCUUGUAUCUACAUGGCCUCGUAUCUGAUGGGGCACGGCAAAACGGCCAAAGAAAUCAGUCAGGUCGCCCAUGUCAGCGACGGAACUAUCCGCGGUGCCUACAAACAGCUCUACGCGGAGAGGGAGCGCCUGAUUGACCCGGAAUGGAUUAAGGACGGAAAGGGCGAUCUGAAGAACCUCCCCGCCAGUUGAAUAGGCCUUAUACUCUCCCCACAUAGCGCUUGGGGGUGAAAAAUUGCUUCCUAUUUAGAUGAUGCCAAGCCUCUAACAAUACCAUGAUACCCAAUCAAAGAAGAAAUUUAAUAUAAGAACGGGGGGCAGAAUGGGAAGACACCAAUCCC
Molecule: messenger RNA, 1456 nt
Organism: Aspergillus pseudotamarii
Lineage: Eukaryota; Fungi; Ascomycota; Eurotiomycetes; Eurotiales; Aspergillaceae
Product: transcription factor SUA7
Exons: 2
Coding region: 255-1307 (350 amino acids)
Biological process (GO): transcription preinitiation complex assembly; transcription initiation at RNA polymerase II promoter
Cellular component (GO): nucleus; transcription preinitiation complex
Molecular function (GO): TBP-class protein binding; RNA polymerase II general transcription initiation factor activity
Source: RefSeq, a predicted model, not a curated record